Messenger RNA from Aspergillus mulundensis, 1716 nucleotides. RefSeq names its product Zn(II)2Cys6 transcription factor. Bases 1 to 1716 code for a protein of 571 amino acids. The transcript has 4 exons. Gene Ontology annotation, biological process: regulation of DNA-templated transcription; DNA-templated transcription. Lineage: Eukaryota; Fungi; Ascomycota; Eurotiomycetes; Eurotiales; Aspergillaceae. Gene Ontology annotation, molecular function: zinc ion binding; DNA-binding transcription factor activity, RNA polymerase II-specific; DNA binding. The record is from RefSeq and is a predicted model, not a curated record.
AUGCCAGAAUUACCGAAACUGCCCAAGCGACGAGGCCGCAUAGCCCGCUCAUGCGAUGCUUGCUACUCUAGGAAGAUCAAGUGCGACGCCGCCGCUCCCAAGUGCGACUGGUGCUCCCAUCAUCGUCUCGCAUGUACCUACGAUCGGCUCUCCAAGCUAGGUGCUGCAGUUGCGACCGCGGCGCCUUCCGGUCGUGAGGGGCUGGUUGAGACCUUCGCGCCUGCCUUCGCUCACAAUCUGCAGCUGGCCGGCCGCUAUCUGGGCAACAUCUGCACCUUCGACGGCACUCCCUUCUUCUCGAAGGGCGGCCGCGAAUGGGUUUAUCAUUGCACUGGCGAAAUAUUCUGUCCAGAAUACCUUCCGUCCGAGUUGCCACAGUCACUUCAACCUCCCAUGGCGGUCGCUUCCGACCUCCCAUUGCCUGAUCUGACCUUUCUUAACGAAGAAAUCCGCCAGUAUCUAGCCUCUCCUCUUGGAUUGUUUUUUCCUGUCGUCAACCGUGCCCUGUUUGAGAGUACUGUUGAUGCUGCCUACUCCCAGAGGUACUCCUCAACGUCUCCGGGACCGCACAGUGCCAGGGCAUGUAUUUUCGCACUCAUGUCCUUGACUGCCUUGUCCGUUCAUGGGCCCAGGGGAUAUCCUCUCAAGUACAGCGACCAGCAUGCCCGAGAAGCUCACCGGUUGUUACCCAAGGCUCUUGAGGAACCGGUUUCCUUAGACGGCUUCCAGACUCUUUUAAUCCUGUGUCUUUGUGCUCAAGGACUCGCCGGUGACUUUCACACCGUCGACCAGUUGCUGUCAGCAGCUGCGCGAUACGCUUGCUACCUCAAGGGCCAUAUCUCGCCUGCGGCCGCAUGGGAGAAACCGUCCGAUAGUAAUUCUCACAUCCGACGACUCUUCUGGAUCGUCUACGUUUGUGACAAGGGACUAAGUAUGGUGACCGGACUUCCGCCUCGGCUGGAAGAUGCACACUGUGAUUUAGACCUCACGCAAUGUCUGCAUGGCGACCCUGACCCAGGAUCCGAUCUCCACACCUAUGUUCAGCUAGCGUUCAUCCAGUCCAGGAUCCAGCGUGAUUUAUAUUCGCCGAUCGCUCUUCAGCAGCCGGAAGCAAAUAUCCUCCGAACCAUCCGGGACCUAGAUCAUGAGCUCGACAUGUGGAAGCGUUCGCUCAAGUCCAGCAAUCAGCCGACCCUGCUCGCAGGCGGACGGGAUCCCCUACACAAUACUGACGUGCGAUUUUCCAUCUUCCAUCUCCAGUACCACCAUUGCAUGGUCAUGAUCCACCAGACCAGCAGUCGCUGCGCUUCGUGGGUACAAAACAAGAAUGCACGAGACCCCAGUUCGAGUCUUGCCAUCUCCGUCACAGCCAGUCGGUCGCUUUUGCAACAGUUCGUGGCUUCAAGCCUGGAUCUGGGCCCGGCGAAUCUCCUGUUCUCCAUCUCCUACUUUAUUCAAGCGAUCAUCGUAUUGUUUUGCAACGUCCUGUGCAAUCCCCUCGACGACGACUGCCAGGGCGAUCUCGACCUUAUCGGCGCUAUUCCAUCGUUUUUGGAUCGACAGCAUUUAGGAGAGACGCCCAGAUCCUACGCCACCAGACUAGCUUCGGCUCGCAAAAUUAUUCUCGAAUUAAAGCGCUUGGCCCAAUGCGCUAUAAACAAGGCCAACGAACAUAUACCGUACCUAUCUACGCAAGAGCAUCUAUCUAUGCAAUGA